UGAAGGAACAGAUCAAGGAGAUGGACAGGGAGCUUGAACAGUUUCAUAACAGUAAUGCUCAACUAGACUUGCUUAUUGGGGAGCUUCGUGAAAAGCUCGACGGGAUGCAGGCCCAGAAUUUGGACCAACGAAAACGAAUUGCCGACCAAGAGGCUUCGCGCGGGCGCCUCCAGAAAGAGCUGUACGAGUGUGUCCAGCACAUCCAAGAUCCGCCAGCGUUGCGCGCACAUGUCACUGCGAUGUACAAAUCAAAUGUCACCGUGGACUUGCCCAGGAAUGAGAUGGACGCUAAUGUGAUACACGAGUAUCAUCGACACAAGGAAUACUUGGAAUCAAGUCUGCGCUACUUGCACCACAAGUUUGUGGCAGAUGUUGGCGGGCACCGCACAGAAAAUAUCAAGGUGAUGCAGGACAACAUGCUCCUAAUCAAGGAAAUCAACACGCAGCGAGCUCAUAAUAAGGCCGCCAAGCGAGUCUUGGAAUCCCAGGUUAAUAUGCUCAAACGAUUUGGGACCUCUUCAAAACACCGGAGAGCAGCUGGCGUUGUGUACUCGUCCACUGCCGUGGUGGGCGACCGGCCCGAAACCAGCCACGAGGAACCAGCAUCUAUUAUUGAGAACAACAAGGCAAAGAUUGCGAGUCUCAGGGCGUUGGUUGCUGAUCUCGAAGGAAGGCUUGUGUCAAAUCGACCCUACAGCAGAGAGAUUCUCCCGCCAAUGGAUGGCGUCAACACCGUUUCCUAGGUGUGGAUCAACUUACGACGUCGGAGGUUUGACAGUGUGGAGUCAAGCGAAUCUAUUGAUCCCAGCAUGGCGAGUAGCAGCUUUUUGGCUGCAACUUCCUGCAACUUCACGUAACCUCGGGAGGUCACCGAAAGUACUGUAUCGAGCGUGACCUGUCGAUGUAUGGUUCGACCAUGAUACCAUCCGAUCGAAGUUUUCCACCGCAUGCCAGACAGGCUCUCGAAUGUAUUCCGAGUGACCUAGGUACCCCCGGGUGCCAUGCAAAACCAUUUGUGGGAAGCUGUUUCAGAGGGACAUUUCUUACGGAACAGGUGUUGAUAAUCGCGGCCCCGCGGAGAUUUUCAGACAUUCGUAGCUGGUAGACCCCGAGGGUGCGUGUGUCCGUUUGUUUGGUAGCGACUUAGAUCCAACCCGAUGGUUCAUGGAGAAAAUGUACAUUCCGGGACAGCCCACUAGAUACCUGUUCUUGAAACAACUAGCUGGAUUCGGGCGAAGCGGACCCGGAUCCACAGGACCUGUUACUUUCUCGGUAAAAGAAAAACUGCUAUGUUAGAUAACGUUUUGAAGCGCCGUAUUGCGCCAUACGGAGUAGUGGUAUUAGUUAAGAUAGCUUGUUUGCGCUCGUUACUACUGUAGAAUGCAGAAUAAAUUGGUCGUCGUCACCUUGUUGGCGUUCUGAAUCAUAAUUUUGACACAAUUUUUACUCUGAUUUUCAAAGGGUCACACUCGGGGGUCUGUCUAGUGGGUUCGAAUUUUGAUCUGUUGCAAUGAACACUUGCAAUUCUGCCGUGGAGAAUGAACAAUUCGUGGGAUACAUCAUGAUAAAAGAGGGAUGUGGCAAAAUCAAUAGCGAGCACCGCAGCGUGGGGGUGGGACAAAAAAAAAUUGGUGUUCCCUUCCCGUGAGCGAGCCCCGCCGACACGUCAAAUGUACAACGAAAGGCGUAGAUAGGCGAAAUAUUAGAUGGGACAAAGAUACAUAGAACCCCCCGACACGAUGAGAUGCGCUGCACCUACAACAUCGCGAGUUCCAUCUGCGAACUGUCGGAUUUUAAAUGUGGGGGUCAGGGAAGGGGAAUUGAAAAUUCCUCCGACGGACGCUGUUACGAAUCUUAGGUGACUGCCUUUUGACAUACGCAUGCUACCAUUCGAUACUGCGAUGACGCAAGGCGUAAGCGCUAGUCGGAGUGAAGGCAACGGGGAUGAUCAGAAGAUACGCACACAGGGGAUACGGACAGCAAGUCGGGUUGUCGAUAUGGGGUUGCCAGGACAGAAGUGGUCUUCACAAAACCCGUUGAAUAACGCCGGUGGCCCUGUACAGCGCCGGGUGAAUUGCUGGGCACAGACGAAAGAACCGUGUCAUUUUGAAAUUUCAAUAACG
This is a messenger RNA of Ectocarpus sp. CCAP 1310/34, 2123 nucleotides long. The record is from the annotation of a GenBank genome assembly. NCBI's taxonomy places the organism in Eukaryota, Phaeophyceae, Ectocarpales, Ectocarpaceae.